Messenger RNA from Galendromus occidentalis (western predatory mite), 1739 nucleotides. Its product is annotated as TATA-box-binding protein. Gene Ontology annotation, molecular function: DNA binding. The record is from RefSeq and is a predicted model, not a curated record. NCBI's taxonomy places the organism in Eukaryota, Metazoa, Arthropoda, Arachnida, Mesostigmata, Phytoseiidae. Bases 186 to 1073 code for a protein of 295 amino acids. Gene Ontology annotation, biological process: DNA-templated transcription initiation. The transcript has 7 exons.
GCAGCUCGUCGUCGUCGUCGUCGUCUGUGUUGUUUUGGGUCUAUGUGUUGUUGUGGACGGGGAUCGAUCUCAGUCAGGCACAAGUUGUUCUACAAGUGGCGCCAGUCGAAUAUACAGAGUAUAUGUGGUCGUGAUUCCGUCGCGAAUCGAGUCACCUUUUCGAGCACCCGAAAUUUUUUUCCGGCAUGGAUCCUCACGGAAACGCUCACGGGUUGGGCAUGAAUUCGCCCAACGUCUGGGCGAACAUGGGAGGGCUCGACAACGCCGAGGAAGCCCAUCUUCAGUCUUUGAAUAGACUGAUGUUGCCCUCCCCGUCCCCCAUGCAACCAAUGCAUCACGAUGCCGCCACACCACGGUCGAACCAGUUCCCGCCCUCGGUUGGAAUGACACCCCAGGCGAUGAUGCAACCACAAACUCCAAUGGGUCACGCGCCACCUCUCGGAAGCACCACACCUGCACAUCCCUCCAAAGACGUGGGAAACUUCGCUGCUCCCGCAACACCUGCGCCCCAGACCCCUGCGUCGGUUGAUCCAAACAUUAUUCCCCAACUGCAGAAUAUUGUUUCUACUGUCAAUCUCGGAUGUAGAUUAGAUCUCAAGAAAAUCGCGUUGCAAGCCCGUAACGCCGAAUACAACCCGAAGCGUUUCGCCGCCGUGAUCAUGAGGAUCAGAGAGCCGAGGACGACGGCCCUGAUUUUCUCUUCAGGCAAGAUGGUGUGCACAGGAGCCAAAUCCGAAGAUCAGUCACGAUUAGCUGCUCGGAAAUAUGCCCGUAUCGUCCAGAAGCUGGGAUUCGAGGCGAAAUUCCUCGACUUCAAAAUUCAGAACAUGGUCGGCAGUUGUGACGUGCGUUUUCCCAUCCGUCUCGAGGGUCUGGUUCUAACUCACUGUCAGUUCUCUUCCUACGAGCCCGAGCUCUUCCCGGGUCUUAUAUAUCGUAUGGUGAAACCGAGGAUUGUCCUUCUGAUCUUCGUGUCUGGCAAGGUCGUGCUCACCGGGGCUAAGGUUCGCUCCGAAAUUUAUGAAGCGUUCGAUAAUAUCUACCCGAUUCUCAAAGGAUUCCGGAAAACUUAAGAUACAACUAACUAAGGGCUUGAUGAUCUUGAGCUGACUCAUAUGUACAGGAGCAAUGUUUAUAGCCAGAGUUCGAGCUGUUAAAUUAUCCGAUCCCGUCUCACUGCGAGAUCAAGAAUAUAUCACACGGAAAGGCGCAGUGAAUCCACGACCCGAUUUCUGUCGACUUUUUCCUUGUCAGACGCACCUUACGAAUAUGAUCAUCUGAUUGAAAGAUCCUGAUUGUUGUCCGUCGAAAUCGACCUGGGAUGCACUCUGUAGAGGGCAUCACAAGCCUGAAGCGGAACGCCGGAAUCGGUAGCUUCUCUGUCCAGAUCUAGGAGUUCGCAGAUGAACAAACAGCAAGAGUUUGUGAAGGGCGGGAAAUACUUCUGUAUAUAUGAUGUUCCGUGGGAUGCAACGAGAGACCCACACACGAAGACUUUCCAAAACUUGUUGAGUUCUCCGAGCCAGGAGAAGUUGAAUGAAUUUCUUCACGGGCUCCUUUGGAUUUUAACGAGGUUCUCUGAGAGGAUGCCUUAAUGUACAAUUAGAAACACUGCGGUGCCGUGUUCAGUGUAGAUAGGUUUGGAGCUGCGUCGGAGAGAACGAAAUCAGUCUAUUAAGAGGCUGAAAUCGAGGGUGAUGCGUUAAAUGAUUUAUAUGAAUGAAUAAAUGGAAGCAGCA